GAAUGACAAUCGCAACAGUCAUCCGCCUUAGGGACUAAAUUAGCGACGAAUUAAUCAUGAAAAGUUGGAAGAUUAGACGUAUCUGCAACCAGCUCAAACGUUUAUAAAAAUCAACUGCUGGGGAUCCAAGCUGAGAUCGGGCGCGGAUUUCAAAUGACAACUGAUCGUAAUAUAUUUUGCCUUGUGGCGUUUGCAUGAUGGUUCACACACGCGGUAAUCGUACAUUAAACUCUGUGAGUUGUUGUCUUAUGUUCAAAAGUCCAAUUUUUUUUUAGCGUGUUUGUACUGUACAUUGAUAUUGAUAGGGAGGGUGUAACCACUUGUUUUUUAAUUAUUUAUCAUUGGUUAUGGUCAGUAAUUUCUCUCAGCUCAUACUUUGUUGUAUUAGUAGAAAUCUACGAGCAAGGAUGAAAUACAACCAACUGGGAACAAGUACACACCUUUGAGUUAUUGAUGUCAGACUCAUUCAUGAAUGAGUUGCUUCCGUCUAGAACCGAUCAUUUGAGAGGACAUUCGAAGAAAGUUCAAAAACCGAGAUCAAACCGUUUACGUCUGGAGUUCCGUUUCUCGCACCGAGUAGUGAAUUACUGGAAUUCUCUACCGGAACACGUAAUAUCAGCACCGUCUGUUAAUAUAUUCAAAACGAGAUUGGACCUCCACAGUAUUACAAACUGCAAGGAUUAAUAUAGGUCGACAGACCUCCUAUCCUUAUUACUGAAGACUGAAGACUGAGUUUCUGCUCAGAAACUACAUAAAUAGUUCAUGUCGUAUUGUGUAUAUAACUCAUAGGUUCAUAUCUGUCACAAAUUUCAUGUUAGCCCAUAAAGACAUAUAUUCUACUGUGAAAAUGUUCUGUCAGCAUUUCUGUGCCUGAGUUACAGUAACCGCGUUACUUGUUCAAUGGAAUUGUCUUGUAUCUCAAUUUCUCUAGUCGUAUCCUCGACAUCAAUCUUUUCUGAUACCACUGAUAGUCUUAAUAUCUUUGCUACUCCGGGACUUCCUUUAAUGACUUCAUCUCCGUGCUUAUGAGGUAUGGCAACUUGGACCGAUGUACAUGUAUCAGGUCCUACCUUGCGGACAUUUAUCUCAUGUUUUCCCACUUUUUAAGCCGUAAGGUAUGCAGGCUCAAACAGAUUAAGAUGAUGGCUGCUGAUUCAGUGUUCAGUGUAGUAAUGAACACGUUUAACUUAGCAAUGAUUUCCCUAAAAUGUUAAUGUAAGUAUAGGGAUUGUAUUGUCCGUAUCCCACUUAACAGCGUGCAACCAGUGUUUAGUUACCUCAUCCUUGAUGUAAUUUGCACAACACAGUUAUCUUGUCACGUUCAAAUCUGUCUUCAAACCAUUGCAAGUGCUCUUAACAAAUUUUCAGAGAAUCGUAUUCCCAUUUGUAACAUGGUCUGUGUCAUAAGUCUCAUGUGUAAUGAUUUUGUCGCUGUAGAUCUGAAAUAUAUUGUUUUGGUACCGUAUAUAAUGCAUUUAAUACCAGCAAUUUACGUUGAACGUGUAAUUCAAGUAGUGAAAUAGAGGAUUAAUGUUUCUUUCUAACAGUAGGAAUUAUUACCAGUAGUCUGUUAUGAACAUUAACUUUUUUCCAUGUUGGACAAUGCAUUAUGGUAAAGCUGUUGCGUAAUCGGCUUGAAGGGUUGUGAUCUCAAGCUCGUUUGGCGGUAUGGUACAUGGUUACGGUAGAUUAGUUUUAACCCAAUAGUGGGAUUUGCCUAGUAUCUUGGGAGCAGGCGAUAUCAUUUGGUUCACUGUCUUCACGUAUUUUCAAGUCAUCAGUAUACAUUGGUGUUUUAAAGAUAAAUAAACCUCGGGAAUUACUGAUAGUAAUUGCGACUAAUAUAUGGUUAUGCAUCAAAUUAUGGGGAGAUUUCAUCCAACAUAGUAAUUCAUUGAGGGUUAACAGCCGUAACAUUAACGUUUACUUGUGAUUAGUUCAUAAUUGCACCAACAUGUGCCCUUUAUACUAUCCAUUAGUUCUUGACAUCAGUAUGCAUGAACAAACAAGAAAAGCUACUUUGGUGUUAACCGAGUGAUGGUGAGGUACGUCUGUAUCAAUAGAAUCACCUUUGAACCCAUUCAUUUGAAGAUGAUUAUGAUUCAGCAUACAAUACACGUUUCCUAUCCACUUUCAGCUUGUUUACACUUGCUAACUUAAUGCUGUUAUAGUUCUAUAGUGCAUAAGAAACAUAACUGUCGUAACUCAAGUCUAUUAUAUGUUCACUAUGAUUAUGUUUCACAAAUAACAAAGGUUGUGUACCGGUAGUUAAUAUCAUUGUCCACUUCGCCGAGAUUGUCAAUAAACUACUCAGUAUUUGAGUACAGGUUUGUAUAUUACGGUGCGAAACUCCUACGACCACUUGUGCCAUUAGUGCUACUGAUUCUACCAAUUUUGAUAAUCUUAUCUGCCCGUGCUUAAACAAUUUUGGAACUUGAACUCCUGCACAUUAGUACCAGGUCUAUACUUUGCUCAUAACUGACCGAUUGACCUAUAUGAACCACACGAGGUCUGUCAAUGUUAUUUGGCCAGUCAUACUUUAGUCAAUAAAAGACGUCUCAAUUUAUGAGUGAUUGGAUGAAGACCGUCUAGAGUACCAAUGUAACAUACAUUAUUAAGUUGUAAAAGGUCGACUAUAAUGAUUGACUGAAGUGUCAAAAAAUAAGAAUUUUCUGUGGGUAAUAUACGAAGAAUCUUGUAUGGAUUCUUGUAUAUGAUAUGUGCUGGCAAUUACAGGAGCUCUGUCUGUACGUUUUAGAUUAAUAUAAAUCAUCUUAAUUCUAAUCACAUCUUUCCUUCACUUUAUACCCAGAUGUAUUUACUUUUUCAAUAUUAGCCUUCAUCCAUUACCGUAUGCCAACUUAGGCUUGAAAGAAAUUUUAAAAAAAUUGCCAAUUUCACACAAGUUCGUGUUUGGAAAAUUUCUAAUUUGACAGGUUGCAUCCGAAAUCCUGGUUAGUGACAAUGAUGAUCUGUUAUCAACGACUUCGGAUUAUCGCGUCUCAUCGAAUCGUUCCCGAAAACCAUUUACAAAGAAAGAAAGUCUUGCUAUACUGAAUUAUAUUCAAGAUAAUAACUUACUAUCGGCGAAAUCAAAGAACGAUUCAGAACAUACUGGUAUCAAUGAACGUCCAAUUAAGCUUUCAGUGGGAUUGUUUGUUUUCUGAAAGUCAAAAUGUUGUUGUAAAAACUUUCAGUUCUUUCUUUGAUUGUUAAACAAACGUUCAACUUACAGUCAUUUAGAAGCUGUUAAGAUUUCAAAUCACCGUGCAGAAAGCAUACGCAGUCAUGUUCGACACGUUUUGCUUCCUAUGCUUAAAAAUCUUCCGGUUCAGGCAAAUAAAAACAUUGAUAGUAAAAUUACCACCAAAAAUGAUGAGUGUAAAAAUCUUGACAAUAAUCAAACUUUGAGAAGUGGUUUUUAUCGUAUCGGACGACAGCGAUAUACUUUGAUGGAGGAUGAAGCGAUAAUGAAGUAUUUGUUGGAGAAUAACCUAUGGAGGUAUGGGACAUAUAUUACUUGCCUUCUAUUGUUUUGUACAACCGUGAACUGUGAAUUCAACCUUUUGGAGUUCGUUUAUUUUCUUGGUUAAAAUCUUAAUUUCUGUUAAUUGGCUUAGUUUCGUUUAGUGAUAUAAGGUAAAUUAUGAUUGAGGACUGAAUAACUAAAUAUUCAUUCUGAGAUCCAACUGUUUUUGAAUGUAUCGAAAGUCGCCACGGCUUGCUUGAGGCAGGAAUAAGUUUUCAGUUUAUAUAGCUCGAUGGUGUCGUCUCUACAGGAAGGUCUGACCACUAUGUCAAGGUGGUAGCUGCUGUCAGAUAUUCCUUGUUACUAAUAUUCUGUCCAGUGAUUCCUAGUUUUAAUCGUUGUCUAAGGUAAUUACGUGAUGUAAAGUAAAAAAGUUAUAGAAGACGAAGAUUAUCAUUAUCGAAAUUUAUCAAAGAGACUAAUUGUUUUAAAAAAAAUUAUAGACUCCUAACCAUUGGUUCGCUCAAAAUGUAGUCAUUGUUAUAUAUAUGAUAAAUACUAAUUACUUUUACGUGUAAAUUAAUCGUGCAUUAUUCUUUAUGAACAUAUGUGUAAUUGUCUCGGAGUUCCUUAUAAGUUAAAUGUGUUUUCUGUUUAAGGAGCCUAAAAACGCGUACAGUAGGGCAUUGAAAAAUGCGUCACGCAAAUGAGUCGAUUAUAUUUUGAAGAAAUAAAAGAGGAAGGAUGGGACAGUUGAUAGGUAAUGGCGCAAACAUAGUAUUUCAUAAGAGAUAGGGGUCAGUUAAAAGAAUACGAUCAAGAAAGACUUCGUUCUCCUAAGCGAGUUAUGCUAACUUCUCUUAGCCAUGUAUGUGAACGUCUAGAGCACCACAACCGAAUUCGGUAAUAUUGAGAGUUCCAGCCUAUUCCAAGUGGGGUACCAUAGAAGAAUCUGCCGGAAGUAAAGGGAAUCCCUAAACGUCGUAGAAAGAUUUCUUGCUGACGCUUAGUACUUCAAAAGUGAACUACUUUCACGCGAUAUUAAUGAGCGUCUUCGUUGAAAAAUUUCGUCAAAUAUAUGUUAUGUUUUAUCUCAUAGUUGUUAUUUCCACACUCAAUAUUUCAAUCUAGGCGGGUAAGAAGUCGCGCUUUAUGGAAAGAGAUGGCAAAGGAAGGUGUAACUAGCCAUUCAUCAGAAUCAAUGCGGGCGCGCUUCCGUCACCAUUUAGUGAAUUCAGUGUAUGCGCGUUUACUGAAAUCACUCACAAAAAACGAGCAGGUCGAACUUCAUAAUAUCUUCUUUGGAGGAUCAAAGAGAUAUACCAAUCCGAUGGAGGAAAAUAAAUAUAAUGAUGCACUCAGUGAUGAUGGUGCUUGUCACUCAUCUUAUUCGAUUGAUGAAUGUAGUCUGGACUUGAAUAAGUCUAACACAAUUACGACAUAUGUGCUUUUCAAUCAAUCACAAAAGAAUCACUUAGACAAAUCAACUAAUAAAGAGACUUCCCCGACAACUGUUCAACGUGAUAAAUUCGGGGAUGUAUUACCAGAUCCUACGAAAAGUAAGGACUUUUUUUACAGCACUCAAUAUCUUCAACAACAGUUAUGAUCUGUUUCUAAAACGUAAAUUAACACAAUUCGUACACAAAUGCAUCGUACAGUCGAUUGCAAAGGGAGUAAUAAACACGCCUAUCGAAUAUUAAUAGGGACACGAAAUGAAUCAAUGAAAGUGCUAGUUAUGUGUAUAUAAAGGGCUGAUGCACUUUCAUGAUCGGUGGUUAAAUAAAAUGGAUAAUAUUAAUAAUCACUCUGAGACUAAAUGAGUCGUAAGUUGCAGGGAUUCAACCCAAAUAUUAUUGGUUGAUUCAUACUUAUCGAUCAUGGUUAACAGCCUUUGGUUUGUAGCUUGUGAACAUCAUGGCUUAUUUACUCAGCGAAUAAUAUAUUACUUACUUACUUACGCCUGUUACUCCCAAUGGAGCAUAGGCCGCUGACCAGCAUUCUCCAACCCACUCUGUCCUGGGCCUUCUUUUCUAGUUCCAUCAAAUUCUUGUUCAUUUUUCUCAUGUCUAUCUCCAUUUCUC
This is a messenger RNA of Schistosoma haematobium, 5550 nucleotides long. RefSeq names its product Bromodomain-containing protein 8, variant 2. Gene Ontology annotation, molecular function: telomeric repeat DNA binding. The record is from RefSeq and is a predicted model, not a curated record. Gene Ontology annotation, biological process: regulation of DNA-templated transcription; telomere maintenance via telomere lengthening. The coding region runs from base 4632 to 5075 and encodes 147 amino acids. Gene Ontology annotation, cellular component: shelterin complex. The transcript has 3 exons. Lineage: Eukaryota; Metazoa; Platyhelminthes; Trematoda; Strigeidida; Schistosomatidae.